Molecule: messenger RNA, 1182 nt
Organism: Symbiodinium sp. CCMP2456
Lineage: Eukaryota; Dinophyceae; Suessiales; Symbiodiniaceae
Source: the annotation of a GenBank genome assembly
AUGCAGUCCUUGGGGCUCAAGGUUGGGAUUCUGGAUGCUGAUAUCUACGGACCCUCACUGCCUGCAAUGAUCCCUCCGGAUGCGAUCGAGAAGGUCUAUGCCUCGGAGAGUGGGGGCAUCAUCCCGCUGCAGUACGAAGGUGCGCCUUUGAUGUCGGCUGGCUUCCUCCGGCCAGGCGACUUCGCGGCGGUGCGCGGGCCAAUGGCCUCCGCCAUGGUCCAGCAGAUGCUGACAACAACGGAGUGGGGCGACCUCGAUGUACUGCUAAUUGACAUGCCGCCGGGCACCGGCGACAUCCACCUCACCGUGGCGCAGCAGGCCAAGGUUGAUGCGGCAAUUGUCGUGACUACGCCGCAAGUGCUUAGCCUCGUCGAUGUGGAGAAGGGCAUCCGCGACUUGGCUGGCUGGGGUUUGUCAGUUUGGAACCUCAGACUCUUAAUGUUGGCCUGGCAGAAGUCAUCGGAGACCUUGGCACAGACACCGAAGGCGGAACGCAUGUUCGAUCAGGCCAGCUCUGGUCAGUUCCAUCGCUGCAGCCUGCUGAAGCCUGGUUACAAGGCACAUCUUGAACAGUACGUUCAUGGGCAGGUCAAGAUCCCCACCGUUGCCAUCGUCGAGAACAUGUCCUUCUUCGUUUGCAACAGCUGUGGUGCGCAGCAUGAGGUGUUCCAGCGCGGUGCUGGUGAAAAGCUGGCGCAAGAUUUCGGGAUCCAGCGCGUGUUCCGAUUUCCUCUGGACUCUGCGCUGUCGCGACCAGGACUUCCCUACGUUCUGGCUACAUCUGAAGGUGGGAGCAUGGACGAAUUCCGGCGCUUGGCUGCCGGGGCCAUGGCAGCUCUGGAGGAGCUCCGAACACGCUUCCAACCAGGUCUUCGCCUCGAAGUCAACGGCGCCCUUCUGAUCCUGAAGACCUCAGAGAACCAGGAGAUGGCCAUUCCUGCACGGGAGGUGCUUCUGGAGUGCCGGUCGGCCAAGAUGCGGGACGAGUUCACCGGAAAGCGACUUUUCCGGGAGGAGGACAUACCACAGAAUGUCGUUGCAACCAAAGUGAGCACUGCCGGCCGGUAUGCUGUGAAUAUCGAUUGGUCCAACAGCCACAAGUCGCUGUUCUCUUAUGACCUAUUGGCGCAAGUCGCCGAGGCUUCUGGUCAAGUUUGGCAUGCGGCCACUGCUUCCGAGUGA